ACCCCGUCCGCGCGUGGCCUCGCCGGGGCGGACCUCGCCGCGGGGCGCGAGCGAGCUGGGAGGCAGGGCAAGGAGGCCGGACUCCUCCUCCGGCGAAGCUGGACGUGAGCGCCAGGCACAGCGGUGGCCCGCGGGGCCUCGGGGUGCGUGAGACGCCGGCCAGGCCCGCCGCGGCACAGCCCCCCGCAAACCCAACCCAAUCGGAGCCCCCCACGGGCGCGGGUGGGACGCUGUGUGCAAGGGGUCCCCGUGGAGCUCUGCUCCCGGAACACUCCGAAAAGGGCAGAAUUCCUACACGGGAGUGUCCGUCCUGCCAGCGUUGUAACCGGGCUGUCGGGGCAGAGAGCCCCGCUCAAGGGGUGUCCGUCCGUCGGCUUCGUGUCCGUCUGCCCGUCCGCCUAUCCGACGGAGUAGAGCGGUGCUCGUCGGUCCAAGGGUCGGGCGGCGGGCAGGUGGUGGUCAGGUGCCGCCGGGAGUCCUAGUGCCGUUCUCGGCGAGAUGCAACUCUCCGCGAAAGCUGGCGGACCGCGGCGCGAAGCCGGUGCUGCUGCCAGUCGUGCUGCGGCUCCUGCUGCUGGCGCGACCGCAGUGCCGUCCUGCUCCCGGGGCUGCACCGGCGCCCUUGCGGGUCGGAGUCCCGAAGCCGCUGCGGUGCGGGUCGGGGUGCUGGUUGGGAUCCUGGUGCCGGUGCUGGUGCCCGCCCCGCCGGUCAGGUGACGGCGGCUGGAAUUUGACACCGGCAGCAGCGGGAGCGGGAUGGAGCCGCUGCUGCCCCGCACUGUGCGCCUGCCAGCCGCUGCCGGCACCGCACUCCGAGGCGCACCGGGACCGGGACCUGCACCCCGAGUCGCAGCGGGAGCAGCACCGGGAACGACACCGGGCGCGGCGGCUGGAGCUGGUGCCGGUGGGGCAGUGCCGGCCCCCGCCCGCGCCCCGCCCCGGCGCGGCGGCGCCGGGCGGCGGGGGGCGGCGGGGAGCGGAGGAGAUGCGGGGCGGCGGCGGCUCGGGGGAUGGUCCCCGCCGCGGGCACGCCAGCAUGGAGCAGCGAGCAUGGCCGUCAGAGCCGAGACCUGCAGGACACACCACAUACCUGCAACCCAAGGAAGGGACUCUGUGGGGGCUCCUCACCAUUCUCUCACUGCUGGCUGGGCUGGCUGCAGGCACCCCGCGAAUGCCACACUGCAAUGAGACUCUGGACACUGCCCCAACGUCGCAGAGCGCUGCUGUGGAGGGUGGCACAGAAGUACCGCUUGCCACUGCCUGGAGCCAGCUGUAUGGGGACAACAUGACGACAGGUGGCCAGGGCGCCGUUGAGCUGGCUGAGAACAUACUGCUACGUGCUGAGCGCUCACCACCAGGUACUGGCAAAGCCAAGAAGGGGACACGUAAACCCUCACGAGGGGCCCGCGGGCGCAACUGCCACAUCCGCAACCUGAUGGUGAAGGUGCGUGACCUGGGCCUGGGCUUCAACUCAGACGAGAUCGUGCUCUUCAAGUACUGCAGUGGAUCCUGCCACCGGACACGCAGCAACUAUGACUUGACGCUGGGCAGCCUGCUGCGGCAGCAACUCAUCACCCCAGGUCCGCAGGAGAGGGUCCUCAGCCACCCCUGCUGCCGGCCCACCCGCUAUGAGGCUGUCUCCUUCAUGGAUGUGCAGAACACGUGGCAGACAGUGGAGAAGCUUUCGGCAGCUGAGUGCAGCUGCAUUGGCUGAGGAGGCGGCUGCUGGCUCGGACCUGGCUCAAUACAUGCUGUCAGACCCCGGCUUGCCGCACACAGUGGCAGUGGUGCUUAAAGGAAGGGUCUGGCAGAAGCCAGUGCCCCUAGUUUUACAUGGCCUUGAUGGGCUGAGGUGAGAUGGAGCCACGACAGCUGGUGGGUGGCUGAACCUCCUCCCACUCAGUGCCAAGCAGCUGGUGUUGCCAGCUAUGCAGGGUCCAGCCCUGGUGCACCCCAGCUCGGUCUUGGGUGAGGAGCUAGAGGGGGUACAGAGUAUCCUU
Molecule: messenger RNA, 2000 nt
Organism: Dryobates pubescens (Downy woodpecker)
Lineage: Eukaryota; Metazoa; Chordata; Aves; Piciformes; Picidae
Gene: ARTN
Product: artemin
Exons: 4
Coding region: 986-1714 (242 amino acids)
Molecular function (GO): growth factor activity; glial cell-derived neurotrophic factor receptor binding; receptor tyrosine kinase binding
Source: RefSeq, a predicted model, not a curated record